Messenger RNA from Engraulis encrasicolus (European anchovy), 2986 nucleotides. RefSeq lists its product as uncharacterized. Gene Ontology annotation, molecular function: pseudouridylate synthase activity; kinase activity. NCBI's taxonomy places the organism in Eukaryota, Metazoa, Chordata, Actinopteri, Clupeiformes, Engraulidae. The record is from RefSeq and is a predicted model, not a curated record. The coding region runs from base 56 to 2149 and encodes 697 amino acids. The transcript is spliced from 19 exons.
CUUGUUUGGUACACAGCGGGAGUCGGCGUGACCAGGUUAUCCCGAUCAAGAAAACAUGCUGGGCAGACUGUCUAAAUAUCUACGGCGGUGUAUUUCAACAUCUCCUUGCAAAUGUGGCCUUCAAGAUGGUCCAUUCAGUGUCCACCCAGCGGUAUCUCAGGCAGUGGCGGAGGGUCGACCGGUGGUGGCGCUAGAGAGCACCAUCAUCACGCAUGGCAUGCCAUACCCACACAACCUGAGCACAGCUAAAGAGGUGGAGGCUAUUGUGAGGGAGCAGGGUGCUCUCCCUGCCACGGUAGGGGUGCUGGAGGGGAGGGUGCACGUGGGCCUCUCCUCAGAGGAGCUGGACUUCCUUGCCCAGAGCAAGACCUCCCUCAAGGUGUCCCGCAGAGACCUGCCUUAUGUCAUCAGCAAGGGUUUGUCUGGAGGGACGACAGUGUCUGGUACUAUGAUUGCAGCCCAUAAAGCUGGCAUUCCUGUGUUUGUAACUGGCGGGAUCGGAGGGGUGCACAGAGAUGGAGAAAACACUUUAGAUAUAAGUGCUGAUCUCACAGAGCUUGGUCGGACACCGAUCGCUGUGAUCUCCGCAGGGGUGAAGUCCAUCUUGGACAUUGGUCGUACCCUGGAGUUUUUGGAAACACAGGGAGUUUGUGUGGCCACAUAUGGAGACUCCAAAAACUUUCCAGCAUUCUUCACUUCUCAGAGUGGCUACUCCUCUCCCUACCAUGUGGCCAAUCCACAGGAGGCUGCUGAACUCAUAGCGGGCACCCUCUCCCUCGGCCUGCAGAGUGGGCUGCUGUUGGCAGUGCCUAUCCCUCAGGAGCACUCUGCCACGGGAGGAGAAAUAGAGGACGCCAUCCAGAGAGCUCUAGCCGAGGCCAGCUCAAAAGGUAUUAAAGGACGAGACGUGACACCUUUUAUUUUACAGACGGUAAAUGAACUCACCAAAGGAAAAUCCCUUCAAGCUAACAUAGCUCUGAUUCAUAAUAACGCCAAGGUGGGCAGCCAGAUUGCCUCUGCACUGUCGGAGCGCAAGCAGAGGAAGACUCGCCUCCAGAGAAGAAAUGACAAGAAGGAGAAGGGUCAUGACCCCAAUGUCGUGGUUGUUGGCGGAAUCAAUGUAGACUUCCUUGCAAAAGGCAAAACAAAAACGUUACUGUUUGGACAGACAAAUCCAGGAAGUGUGUGCCAGUCAUUUGGAGGAGUGGGUAGAAAUAUUGCUGAUUGUUUGAGUCGUCUGGGCCAGCAGAGCCUCUUCAUCUCUGCAGUGGGAGCAGACUCCCAUGGUGAUGCGGUGUUCAACUACUGCAAACACAUGAACACCAGUGGAGUAGCCAAGAUGAGGGACCAGCGGACAGCCACGUACUGUGCUGUUAUCACUGAGACUGGGGACCUCAGCCUGGGACUGGGUGACAUGGACAUCCACCAGCAAAUCAAGGAACAGUAUGUGUCCCAUUUUGAGGAGCAGCUGUCUUUCGCCUCCCUGGUGUGUGUUGAUGGAAACAUCCCCGCAUCCACCAUCAAAUAUGUCUGCUCUGUGGCCAAGAAGCACUCAGUACCAGUGUGGUUUGAGCCCACAGACGCAGAUAAAGCGAGCAAGCCUUUCCUGUGCGACAGCUGGAAGGCGCUGACCUACACCUCCCCAAACCUUGCUGAGCUCUGCACCAUGAACCACACUCUCGGCCUGCCUACACCCCCAGUGCUGCCUGAGAGUCUGGAGGAGGCGUUGAGCUGUGCGGCGUCCCUCUCACGCCCCCUGCUGGAGCACCUGCAGUGUGUGGUGGUGACGCUCGGCCCCAUGGGAGUGCUGCUGUGUGGGGAGCACGAGGCCGGGGCCGUCAACCUGCAGCCCCGCAAACACAGACGGAAGGGGCGUCUGUGUGCCUUUUACUACCCUGCUCUGACCAUUCCUGCGGAGGAUAUUGUCAAUGUCUCUGGAGCUGGUGACAGCCUCGCCGGAGGGAUAAUGGCGGGCAUCCUCCAGGGUUGGGACACGCACACCUGCGUCCACACGGGUCUGCUGGCGGCCCGCCUGUCCCUGUCCUCGCCUCACCCCAUCGUCCCCACCCUGACCCCGGACGCCGUGCACCCCCUCCGGGCCCACACCCAGCCCUGGCCCCAGCCCACGUGCCUGUGGAUGGAAGCCUGAUGGAGACGCACAGUACAGCUCCUUAUAGCAUCGUUAGUUACCACGCCAUGUAAAGUACACUGCACAGCUCUGUAUAUGUAGCGUCAUGUAACAUAGAAGUGUGAUGCACAGUGCCCCUCGCACCAUCUUCACCUUAUAAUGACAGCAUCACAUUUCUGUAAUUCAGUCAGGACUUGGUUUACAUAUUUACAUCGGUGCUGACAAGAGAAACAAGCAUUAGUUGACCCAUCUAUUAUAGCAAUAUAUAAAUAUGUACACUAUGACAAAAAUUAGCUGCUUAAAUGUUUACUGCUAAACUCUGGAAUGUGAACUCUUUGGAUGGUUUUUAGCAGUGAUCUUUAUAUUGCUUCUCGUUUGGAGACAUCAACAGGAUUGGUUUCAUUCUAGCAUUUCUCACGCAGUGUUACCGAGAGCAAUGGAUUCAUCUCUACAAGAACAUGUAUUAUUAUAAUACAAUACACUGGGGAAGCUUCCAAAGUGACACCAAUGUUUAUUUAAUGGAUAGCUGAUUGGUAUCAUACAAAUGUUAAAUACAUGGGCAACUAAACCUUUAACAUGCCAAAAAUGGGUGGCAGUUAAAGUGCUUUUGUGGCUUUUUUUAUCUUAAUGUGAGUACAUUUCACACCAUAUUACAUUUUAUUAUGUUCUUUUUCUGCCAUAGUAUAAAAAAGAAACACUACGUUCAUCUGUUUUAAAUAAUUCUAGGCAGUGGCUUCAUGUCUCUAAUUAAAUAUUAGGGUAUUCUUAAUUAUUAGAAAUAUAUUUCAUAGCAAUGUUAAAUGGACACAAGCAACAUAUUCUAACCACUGAAUUAAAUUGAAUACAUGAGCAUUUUAA